AUGGAGCGCCCGGCGCCUGAGCUGAUCCGGCAGAGCUGGCGGGAGGUGAGCCGCAGCCCGCUGGAGCAUGGCACCGUCCUGUUCGCCAGGCUGUUUGACCUGGAGCCGGACCUGCUGCCCCUCUUCCAGUACAACUGCCGCCAGUUCUCCAGCCCGGAGGACUGCCUCUCUUCCCCUGAGUUCCUGGACCACAUCAGGAAGGUGAUGCUCGUGAUUGAUGCUGCGGUGACCAACGUGGGGGACCUGUCCUCGCUGGAGGAGUACCUUGCCAGCCUGGGCAAGAAGCACCGGGCAGUGGGUGUGAAGCUCAGCUCCUUCUCGACGGUGGGUGAGUCCCUGCUCUACAUGCUGGAGAAGUGCCUGGGCCCUGCCUUCACACCAGCCAUGCGGGCUGCCUGGAGCCAGCUCUAUGGAGCCGUGGUACAGGCCAUGAGUCGUGGCUGGGAUGGUGAUUAAGAGGCGGCCCUGCCCAGCGGCCUCCGCCUGGUGGCCCCUGACGGUCUGUGUCUACCUGUUGGUCUGUGUCCAUUGUAGCCCAGGCUCCCCUAGGCCUCCCUGCAUCAUUCAUGGUCCUUGUUCCCUUGGCCAUGCCAGAGAGGUGAUGGAGCAGGGCUGCGUCUCAGUCUCCCUCACCCCCCAACUGCAGACAGGGUGGCUUUUCCUUGGAAAGGGGCCUUCGGAUUUCCUUGAAUUUCCAGUAGCUUCCUCCCUGCCGGCCUUCUUUCCUCUGUGGCCUCCCCUCUUCUUCCAGGAGGAGGAGCAGCGUUUUGGUAGCAGAGGUGGCAUGGACCCAGAGGGUAUGGCGCUUUGAGGGAAUGGGCUCUUCUGUCACCCUCCCUUCCCAGGCGAACCUGGGCCGAGCGGGGCAGUGGCGUGGCUGAGCUUCAGGCACCUUCCCAGCUUGCCUGCUUCAGUGCUCUUCUCUCCCAGGGGUGUUUGCUUUUCACAAGGAGAGGUGGGAUAGCUUCGGCCUUCGUGGUGGAGCCACGGGCAGCAGGAGCAGGGGACCAGGAGAGCUGCUGAGGAAGGGAAACCUGGCUCCGUGAUGGGGCUCAUCGGGGUCUUGGGGACCCACUCAGAUGCCACCCGAUGACAGAGUAGUUUUUCUUUUGUAGUGUCUGGUGGGAGCUCCCCUAUUAUCGCUCUGUAAGAACCAGCCAGCCAGCCAGGGUGGGGCGAGGCUGCGGAAGGGCAAGGAAGGAAGAGGGCUUCAUUCCCAAGACACCUGACUCCCAGCGGCUCCUGCUCACCCCGGACUCCGUCAGACCCUGAGUCUCAUUUCCCUCACCACCCUUUCUGCCUCUGCCCAUACCGACGGCGGGUCCCUAGCUCCCCAUAUUUAAUACCUGCUGUGUGCCUGUACUUAGCUGGAUGGAUAGAAGAGAAAGCUGCAGGAGAGGCCCCCUGCCCUCGCCCCGAGCUGUCUCCACUUUUAUCUUCUGCUACGUGCUGUGGUUGUAUAAACUUAUGAGAAAUAAACCUAUUUUGUGUGCC
This is a messenger RNA of Kogia breviceps (pygmy sperm whale), 1494 nucleotides long. RefSeq names its product neuroglobin (gene NGB). Gene Ontology annotation, molecular function: heme binding; oxygen binding; oxygen carrier activity. Gene Ontology annotation, biological process: response to hypoxia; oxygen transport. The record is from RefSeq and is a predicted model, not a curated record. Lineage: Eukaryota; Metazoa; Chordata; Mammalia; Artiodactyla; Physeteridae.